Geodia barretti is the source of this 433-nucleotide messenger RNA. Lineage: Eukaryota; Metazoa; Porifera; Demospongiae; Tetractinellida; Geodiidae. The record is from the annotation of a GenBank genome assembly.
AAUAAGGUACUUCACAACCUCAGGUGGUGCAUUCAAAGCUGCUAAAUGAAGUGGAGUAACACCAUUCCCACCUUGACACAAGGAAUCGAUGUUCUUCUCCUCUAUCAAAUAUUUCACUGUGUCCAGUCUGCCACCCUCACAUGCAUAGUGAAGAGGAGUCCAACCAUUCUCACCUCUACACAUUGGGUCACAGCCUCUUUCAUUGAUCAGGUACUUCACUGUAUCUAACCUACCUCCCACUGCAGCAAGAUGAAGAGGAGUGCUCCCAUACUUAGUCCUACACUCUGUGUGGCAGUUUCUUUCUUCCACUAAAUACCUUACAAUGUCUAAAUGACCAAGUGCAGAAGCAAAGUGAAGGGGAGAUUGUUUCGCUUCAUCUUCACAAGAAUGUGGAUCAACAUGUCUUUCCUCAACCAGGUACUUCACUUGACUA